Molecule: messenger RNA, 630 nt
Organism: Sinocyclocheilus rhinocerous
Lineage: Eukaryota; Metazoa; Chordata; Actinopteri; Cypriniformes; Cyprinidae
Product: MAM domain-containing glycosylphosphatidylinositol anchor protein 2-like
Exons: 4
Coding region: 1-630 (209 amino acids)
Biological process (GO): homophilic cell-cell adhesion; synapse organization
Cellular component (GO): plasma membrane; neuronal cell body; axon
Molecular function (GO): axon guidance receptor activity
Source: RefSeq, a predicted model, not a curated record
AUGGAUCUGGACGAGCCUGUGGUGACGGUUCAUCAGAGUAUUGGUGAAGCUAAAGAGCAGUUCUACUAUGAGCGGACGGUGUUUCUGCGCUGCGUCGCUAACUCCAACCCUCCCAUCCGCUACAGCUGGUACCGCGGACGAGACGUUCUCUCGCAAGGCUCAGAUAAAGGUGUGGAGAUCUACGAGCCCUUCUUUACCCAGGGGGAAACCAAGAUCUUGAAGCUGAAGAACCUGAGACCCAAGGACUACGCCAACUACAGCUGCAUCGCCUCCGUCAGGAACGUGUGCGCCAUCGCCGACCGCAGAGUCGUCUUCAGACUCACCAAUAAAACUGCUCCCGCCUCCAUCAAGCUGCUGGUGGAGGAUCCGAUCGUGGUGAAUCCGGGCCAGACGGUGUCUCUGGUCUGCAUCACGACCGCAGGAGAGCCGGCUCCGAGCCUGGCCUGGACCAGCGGCUCCGGAUCUCUGCCGGAGAAGAGCCUGAUGAAGGAAGGGGUUCUGACGCUUCCCGCCAUCGCCUCCGAGGACACCGGCGUCUACAGCUGCAUCGCCAGCAACAACGUGGGAAACCCGGCCAAGAAAUCCACCACCAUCAUCGUACGAGGUCCGCUCCAUUUACACUUCAGCUGA